Solanum lycopersicum (tomato) is the source of this 3648-nucleotide messenger RNA. RefSeq names its product pentatricopeptide repeat-containing protein At1g71490. Gene Ontology annotation, biological process: RNA modification. Gene Ontology annotation, cellular component: intracellular membrane-bounded organelle. The record is from RefSeq and is a predicted model, not a curated record. NCBI's taxonomy places the organism in Eukaryota, Viridiplantae, Streptophyta, Magnoliopsida, Solanales, Solanaceae. Gene Ontology annotation, molecular function: RNA binding; protein binding.
GAGUGAGAUGACUAAUUUCGAGAUAAUUAGUCUUGAAAUAACUUGUUAGUUAAUGACUCUCUUAUCUAUGUCAUUAGUGAAUUGAAAGGGAUAGUCUCAUCAAUGUAUCAAAUCUCAAUUUCUACUCUAAAUUGCUUUAUUCUAAUGCCAUAUUAGGAAUAUCUUCAAGUGUGUAACAAUCAAAAGCUUUAUGCCAUAUUAGGAAUAUCUUCAAGUGUGUAACAAUCAAAAGCUUUUUUCAGGGGUAGAUUGGCUAAAUAUCAAUCUUUUUAAGCUGUUACAGACUGUUGUUGGUAUUGCAAAUGUGCCACAAUCUUGUUCUUACUCAUUAUAGUUUAUGCCCUCUAGCUUUAGUGUGCAACGCAGUAACCUUCUUCUUUCCCAAAUUCAGAAGUUCAUACCUAAAAAGUGGACAAGUGUAAGAGAAUCAAACACCCGAAAAAACUGUGGCCAAACCUUGCUGUGUAGCUCACAUGAAUGUAUUUCAGGGCCUUGUAAAGGAAGUAAUGAAUCAAUGGUGGAUUGCUUACUGACAACCUUGAAGGACUUUGCAGGCCAAGGCCACAUAUGCAAAGCCUUUAGAACCUUUUCUCUAAUACGGACUCAUGUCUCUUCUCAAACCCCUUGUGAUCUUGUUAUACAGUCAUUAUCAUCUCUUUUAUUAUGUUGUACUAAUAGCAAGUCACUCUCUGAAGGGAAACAAAUUCAUGCAUGCAUUAUUAAUUUGGGCAUUGCACAUAGUUGGAAUUUGGUGCCGAGGAUAAUCACCUUUUAUACGACCUCUGGUUUAGUUGAUGAUGCUCAUGUAAUUGCUGAAACUUCAAAUAUCUUGCACCCGCUUCCUUGGAAUCUCCUUAUUUCUUCUUAUGUUAAAAAGCGGCAAAAUGAGGAGGCAUUCUCUGCCUAUAGGCAGAUGGUGAAUAGAGGUAUAAGACCUGAUGAUUUCACUUAUCCGUCUGUUCUUAAGGCCUGUGGUGAACAACUAAAUCUUGCUUUUGGCCGUGAUAUUCACAACUCUAUAGAUGCUAGUUUACUAGAGCAUAACUUGUUUGUCCAGAAUGCUUUAGUUUCUAUGUAUGCAAAGUGUGGGGAAGUGGAUGUUGCACAUGAUAUAUUUGAAAGGAUGCCAGUUAAGGAUGCAGUUUCUUGGAAUUCGAUGAUCUCUGGUUAUGCUUCCAAAGGUAGGUGGAGUAAAGCUUUUGAGAUUUUUGAUAGAAUGAGGGCUACUGAUGCUGAAUUCGAUAUUAUUACUUGGAACACCAUAGCUGGAGGUUGCUUGAAGACAGGUAACUUUGUUGGGGCUCUUAAAUUGUUAUCUCAAAUGAGAACUUGUGGAAUUCAGCUAGAAACUGUGGCAACACUUAUUGGCUUGGGUGCAUGUUCCCACACUGGUUUGUUAGAAAUUGGAAAACAGAUUCAUGGCUUAGUGAUCCGAAGUCACCUUGAUGAUUUUGAUAAUGUAAGAAAUGCUUUAAUCAAUAUGUAUGCCAGAUGCAAGGCACUCAAGCAGGCACAUCUUUUGUUUCAGUUUGUUGACUCUAAGACUGUAAUUACUUGGAAUACAAUCAUAUCUGGCUUUGCACAUUGGGACAGGUCUGAGGAAACUUCCUUUCUUUUCCGAGAAAUGCUGCUUUCUGGUGUUGAGCCGAAUUAUAUCACUAUAGCAGGCAUUCUUCCCCUGUGUGCUAGGGUGGCAAAUUUACAACAUGGUAAAGAAUUUCACUGCUAUCUUACAAGACGUGAAGGGUUUGAGGAAUAUUUGCUCUUGUGGAAUUCUCUUGUGGAUAUGUAUGCAAGAUCUGGAAAGGUAUUAGCAGCCAGAAAAUUAUUUAAUUUGAUGAGCAAGAAAGAUGCAGUUACCUACACUUCGCUGAUAGCAGGAUAUGGUAUUCAAGGUGAAGGAAGAGAAGCAAUUGAACUAUUUAAUGAAAUGAUAAGGCUCCACAUAAAACCAGACCAUGUGACCAUGGUUGCUGCUUUGUCAGCCUGUAGUCAUUCAGGCCUUGUGAUGCAGGGCCAGAAACUAUUUGAACAGAUGCAAAGUACUUAUGGUAUAAAUCCUCAUUUGCAACACUUCUCUUGCAUGGUUGACCUCUUUGGUAGGGCUGGUCUACUUAAAAAAGCAAAGGAAAUCAUUAUAAAGAUGCCUUUUGAGCCGACACCUGAAAUGUGGGCAACUCUCCUUGGAGCAUGUAGGAUUCAUAGGAAUACUGAGAUAGGAGAGUGGGCAGCCGAGAAACUGCUGGAGCUGAGGCCUGAUAAGCCUGGAUACUAUGUGUUGAUUGCUAAUAUGUAUGCAGAUGCUGGGCGUUGGAACAAACUGGCAAAAGUGAGGACCGUCAUGCGAGAUUUUGGUGUAAGAAAGUCUCCAGGAUGUGCUUGGGUUGAUACUGGUUCUGGCUUUUCCCCCUUUUUGGUUUCAGAUACCUCCAGUGGCCAAACAAAUGAAAUUUACUGUCUACUGGGAGGACUGAAUAGGCUAAUGAAAGACACUGGUCAUUUGACUACAGAGGAUUCGUCUUCCGAAGAAGAACUUUGUGAAGGACUUCUUUUGUAGUAAAGAAAGGCGAGACUAUGUCCAGUCCUUUGACUGUUCCCACAAGAACUUUGCUCAUGUUUCCUGUUGCAAAGUAUUUGUCAUCGCUCAUGCAGAAUAUGUGCCAGUUUGAUCAAACAUUCUGUUUUUUCUGCCACGGUUGAGCCUUGCAGGUUUUGGAGAGUAAGGAAACACUUCUAGAAUCUAUACCAGUCUUCAAGUUUUGUAGGCUUGUGAUCUCAGUUGCAAUGCCCAGGGUUCUUUCCCUGCAGCAUAUGCUUCAUUUCGCAAGAUAAAUCCCUUGGUGCAGACUCAUUCUUUUCCAAAUAUUACGACCGUUCAUUUUAUACUGAUGCAGUUUUUAGAAGCAAACAAUGGACGAAAAUCUGGCAUUUAAAAUGCUAGAAAACAACUUGAAGUUAAUCUGGGAUCAUUGUUUGUUAGAUGGUUCUUCAAGCUGACCAAGUUUUGCGGCUAUGAAUAUAAUGUAGAUACGGAGAGAUGGUCCGUAGUCCUGCACGAAGAGAUAGAAGGUUAGAUUAGCAUUACUAAACUGAACCUUGAAUCCUGGAAACACCAACGUUAGCCUGAAAACCUCUUUCAAGAAAAGAAAUACUUGUAAAACGAACAUAUAUUAUUAUUACUCAUAUGUGUUCCACACCAAUGUUUUAAAGAGGCAAAGUGAGGUGAUUCAUUGGUGAAUUUGUUCAGUUUGAUGUUGACCUUAAAUGUAUCAAACAACUGGGCAGAAGCUGUUGCUCUUCUUUAUGGACACACAUGAAGCACAAAAAGAGGACAUACAAGAUUGAUUACUGAGAGUGUCCUCCAAAAUGUUAGUUGAUUGUAUCAAAUGGAAUAAUUGAACUCCAUGGAGGAUGCUUAAUGAAGUAAGGAUGAUCAAAGAUUUGCUCAAUCCACAUUCAACAAUGCUUUUAGAGAAGCUAAUCAAGUAGCAGACAGAUUAGAUUACCUUGAUGUGAAUGUCGAGAUACUCUUUUUAUCCAUUUUAUUACAUCUUUGAGUCUUUUAACGUAUCAUUUUUAGGUGAAAGAUAUGAAUUUUGUUAAAUGUAUUUGAAUUUUGAUGAAUAUGAAUUCAAUAGGUUUAUAAUU